This is a messenger RNA of Arabidopsis thaliana (thale cress), 1503 nucleotides long. NCBI's taxonomy places the organism in Eukaryota, Viridiplantae, Streptophyta, Magnoliopsida, Brassicales, Brassicaceae. The record is from the annotation of a RefSeq genome assembly.
ACGAAUGAUUUUCCUUGGUUAACAAUAAUUGUUGUUUUUCCAAUAUCUGCUGGUUCAUUAAUGUUAUUUCUCCCGCAUAGGGGAAAUAAAGUCAAUAAAUGGUAUACUAUAUGCAUUUGCAUCUUAGAACUUCUUCUAACGACCUACGCUUUUUGUUAUAAUUUUAAAAUGGACGAUCCAUUAAUUCAACUGUCCGAAGAUUAUAAAUGGAUCGAUUUUUUUGAUUUUUACUGGAGAAUGGGAAUAGAUGGACUUUCUAUAGGAACUAUUUUACUGACGGGAUUUAUUACUACUUUAGCCACUUUAGCGGCUUUUCCAGUUACUCGGGAUUCCCGAUUUUUUCAUUUCCUGAUGUUAGCAAUGUACAGCGGUCAAAUAGGAUCAUUUUCUUCUCGGGAUCUUCUACUUUUUUUCAUCAUGUGGGAAUUAGAAUUAAUUCCCGUUUAUCUACUUUUAUCCAUGUGGGGUGGAAAGAAACGUCUGUAUUCGGCUACAAAAUUUAUUUUGUACACGGCAGGAAGUUCUAUUUUUUUAUUAAUAGGAGUUUUAGGUAUAAGUUUAUAUGGUUCGAACGAACCAACAUUAAAUUUAGAACUCUUAGCUAAUAAAUCCUAUCCUGUUACACUUGAAAUACUAUUUUAUAUUGGAUUUCUUAUUGCUUUUGCCGUCAAAUCACCGAUUAUACCUUUACAUACUUGGUUACCUGACACCCACGGUGAGGCACAUUACAGUACCUGUAUGCUUCUCGCUGGAAUCUUAUUAAAAAUGGGAGCCUAUGGGUUGGUUCGAAUCAAUAUGGAAUUAUUACCCCACGCUCAUUCUAUGUUUUCUCCUUGGUUGUUGGUAGUCGGUACAAUCCAAAUAAUUUAUGCAGCUUCAACAUCUCCCGGUCAACGUAAUUUAAAAAAGAGAAUAGCCUAUUCUUCUGUAUCUCAUAUGGGUUUUAUAAUUAUAGGUAUUAGUUCUAUAACGGAUCCUGGACUUAAUGGAGCUAUUUUACAAAUAAUUUCUCAUGGAUUUAUUGGCGCUGCACUUUUUUUCUUGGCAGGAACGAGUUAUGAUAGAAUUAGGCUUGUUUAUCUUGAUGAAAUGGGUGGAAUGGCUAUCUCCAUUCCAAAAAUAUUUACAAUGUUCACUAUUUUAUCGAUGGCUUCCCUUGCAUUGCCGGGCAUGAGUGGUUUUAUUGCAGAAUUCAUUGUUUUUUUUGGAAUAAUUACCAGCCAAAAAUAUUUCUUAAUUUCCAAAAUUUUCAUUAUUUUUGUAAUGGCAAUUGGAAUGAUAUUAACUCCUAUAUAUUUAUUAUCUAUGUUACGCCAAAUGUUCUAUGGAUACAAGUUAAUUAAUAUCAAAAACUUUUCUUUUUUUGAUUCUGGACCCCGAGAGUUAUUUCUUUCAAUCUCUAUUCUUUUACCCAUAAUUGGUAUUGGGAUUUAUCCUGAUUUUGUGCUCUCAUUAGCAAGUGACAAGGUCGAAUCCAUUUUAUCUAAUUAUUUUUAUGGAUAG